Anopheles stephensi (Asian malaria mosquito) is the source of this 980-nucleotide messenger RNA. RefSeq lists its product as uncharacterized. The transcript has 4 exons. The coding region runs from base 223 to 603 and encodes 126 amino acids. The record is from RefSeq and is a predicted model, not a curated record. NCBI's taxonomy places the organism in Eukaryota, Metazoa, Arthropoda, Insecta, Diptera, Culicidae.
CACAGUGGCUCAGUACGCUACCCGUCGCCGAACCAGUCGCACGGCCCAGUCACCUCAAGCAAAACGCAACCGCAAACGUGUGUGUGCCCGGAGGAAGUGUCCGAUCGAUCGUGUACCAAUUUCUUCGGCUCCUCACUUGGCGUUGCGUUCAAGUCUCCCAGUGGACUUCGUUUCGCGUGUGCAUUGAAUCUUGUAAACCAAGCCUCCAACAAAAAGCAAAACAUGGCCAACAAACUUAUCACCAGCCAGUGCAUCCGAUUCGGAGCCAUCGCGAUGGUACUUUGUGCAUUGCUCACCAUCACACCCUGCAGCGCCCGUCCCGCCAUCGAAGGGGACGAGUCGGCUGACGGUAAAAUUGUCAAUCAGAGUGCAAACAUCAACCUGCCCCGGUCGAGCAUACUGGACAACAUAUUCAACAUCCCAAUCCAAACGCUGAAGGCCGUUAACGAUCUGGUGCAGAGCAUUGCCGGAAAUUUGCAGCAAGCCGGUUCCGGCACCUACUUCCGGGCACGGUCCACCAGCAACGUGCGCAACAUAAACGUCAACGUGGACGACGAGGAGAACGAAACCGACGAAGGGAAGAAGAAGACCGAGAAGAACUAAAAGCUGGAGGAAGAAAAAAAUAAACCCAGCAUGCCACCAACCGGGUGUUGCGUUCGAGGUUUUUGCAUCGACAGGGCCGCUAAUUGCAUUCAUCGGUUCGAGCAGAAGAGGCAACUGCAUCGGGUGGUGCGCAACACACAUACGCAUGUUGGGUUUUGCACGUAAUUGUUAUUAUUACUGGCGUAAUUGUAAAUACUGUAAGUAAGUUCUGUGAUCGAUCGCGAGGGUUCUCCGGAUGGGCCGCGAUGGCGAUGGCGUUCCAAGUACGUUUCGAGUUUUUAUACACCAGAGCAGAUCGGUAGCGUAUUUGAAUGAUGGUAUGCUUUAGUGGGCUUUUUGUAGUUUGGCUCAACAAUAAAAUUCGCCGUAUCAUCUGA